GACUGCAUCCAGCUGUGUCGCUCCGACCUCACCGCGGAGACGCCCGUCGUCCCCGGCAACGCCCACGCCCACGCCCACCCCCCCCCUCCCUCCGACCCGUCCUCGUCCAAGCGGUCCUACUCCAUGGAGCACUUCCGCUGGGGGAAGCCCGCGGGACGGAAACGCCGCCCGGUCAAAGUCUACACGUCCAACGCCGUGGGGGACGCCGGGACGUUCCCAGGGGACAUGCGCCGGCGGGCGCAGGAGGAACAGGAAGUGAUGGAGGAGGAAGAAGAAGAAGAAGAAGAAGAAGAGGCGGAGAGAAAGGACGCGGCGUCCGGCAACAAGCGCUACGGCGGCUUCAUGAAGAGCUGGGACGGACGCAGCCAGCGGCCGCUGCUCACGCUCUUCAGGAACGUCAUCAACAGGGACGGACGGCGGCGGAAGUGA
This is a messenger RNA of Etheostoma cragini (Arkansas darter), 429 nucleotides long. Its product is annotated as pro-opiomelanocortin-like. The record is from RefSeq and is a predicted model, not a curated record. Gene Ontology annotation, biological process: neuropeptide signaling pathway. The transcript has a single exon. The annotation marks the transcript as partial. Gene Ontology annotation, cellular component: extracellular region. Gene Ontology annotation, molecular function: neuropeptide hormone activity. Lineage: Eukaryota; Metazoa; Chordata; Actinopteri; Perciformes; Percidae.